This is a messenger RNA of Exophiala spinifera, 3180 nucleotides long. RefSeq lists its product as uncharacterized. Lineage: Eukaryota; Fungi; Ascomycota; Eurotiomycetes; Chaetothyriales; Herpotrichiellaceae. The record is from RefSeq and is a predicted model, not a curated record. Bases 1 to 3180 code for a protein of 1059 amino acids. The transcript has a single exon.
AUGAUCUCUCCAUCCCCGAUCGUUCCCUCGAAGAACGCCUUACGAGCUCUGCGGCGGCUGGCUCUGUCUCCUCCCGCUGUUGUCGUCGUUGGUGCUGUGGGCAGUCUCUGCGGUGCUGCAGUAGUGCACUGUGAGAUCCGACGUCAACUCGUUCUAGCCGAGCGCAUCAUCGAGACGAAGAAGGUCUUGCGAUCCUUGACGAAUGGGCCACCCGCCGAACGUCUGAAGGAUAUGUUCGAAGCGGCAGAAAGAGGCGAGGACGUCACAUCGCCGGAAUGGCGUGCAAAGAGAAGGAGGAAGGAGAUUGGACGCAGAUCUUUCUCAACCAGCAGCAGAACAUCAGCACCAGCUGGGAACGAUUAUGGUGGAACAAAGGAAACUUCCAUGUCUCGAGAGGAAGAGCGUAAGACUCCCAGCACGCAGAAACCAAUAAAGCCCCGGUAUCACCCUAUCCCUCGACUAUAUCUUGGGAAACAUGUCUCGCGAUCAAGAGAGAAACGGGAGCCGUCGUUCACCGAGUUCCGAUUUUCCUCUCAGCGCACCAACGCCGGGCCACUCAAUUCGAAUCGCAGGCUUCUUGCGAAUCAGCACUAUAACACAACCAGUCAGAAGCAUAUCAACAACUCUUGCUUUCCAACUGGGUCACCUGAUGGGAACUUGGCUGGUCCGUCUCUACAACACGGUUCGAUGCGGCCGACUCUAAGAGAAGGAGAUUCUGACACAUCGGUGGAAAGAAGUCGCGACAAGUCUGCGUCGGGGUUGUUGGACGGAGAACCAGGAAUUCACAAUCCAUCAGCCAAAUAUGACAGUGUGACGAGCCUUCCAUUCCGACCCCUCUACGUUUUGCCUCGUCAGUCCAGUACAGAAGGAAGCCCAUGUUCAAUGGAUCGUGAAUGCGAUGUUGCCACCAAGCCUGCUCCAGCUGCGCCAUCCACGAGCAAAGACCUAAGAGAGCUGCCCAGAAAGGAGCUUCGGUGGCACCACGGCAGGCGUCUGUGGUCUUCUUGCACAACGAACAAGGCGAAUACAAUCGACCUUGACACAGCCUUGGACACUGAAUUUACCUCUUACCGUAAACGUGUGCAGAGCUACGGACCCCACUGGCCCAAACGGACCCGGGUGUUUGAAUCACCAAAGCUAGAGACCGGAAUUGAUGAGCUAAAGUACAUUCCAUAUUCCAUUCGCAACCACUUUACAAAAAGUGUCAACCCGAAGGUAUAUCUCGAUGUCCAGAAUUUCAUCAGCCCUCGGAAACACGUUUCGACAUACGAAGGAAGACUACAGCGGUGGUCGGCUGCUAUGCGAUACUAUACACACCAGAAGGAUCCUAAUUGGGCCAUGGCCGAAGCUCUGUUCUUCAGUUGGCGAUUUUCAUUUCGACCGGAGGACUUGAUCUGUGCACCUGUCAUGAAGCUCAUAAGCUAUCUCCUCGCGACCGCUCCAACUUCCGAAAGGCUUCAAGAGUUGUUUUUCCCCAGCUCUGUUCCCGGGGACAGCACUGAUCAUCAUUAUUCGCUUGCCCCUCGAUACUUGGCGAUCUUCUGCGAGGGCCAUGACGAAAAAUCCUGCAUCGCCGAGCUUGCAAAGAUACAUAAACUUGCCAAACGAAGCAAAUUGGCCCACAAGGACCAAGUCUUUGUACCUGUGCUGCGAAAGGCGCUGCGAAAUCAAGAUCCUGGACAGAGAGACGACCUCAUAAACGCUGUUGUUGAGGUCUACGGAGAGGCUGUAAGGCCAUACAUCCUGAGCCAGUGUGCGUUAUUGUACACAAGCAGUGGGGACUGGGUCGAUGUCCAAGAGACGCUCAGUCAGAUACACGCGACUGGCCACAGUAGGCAGCGAGUGUAUCAGUACUCUUUGGUAUUCAACAGCAUACUCAAGCGACACUUGGAAACGAAUGGUGCUGCCCAAGCCUUCGACUUUCUACUGGGCUGUAUCAAAGACGCAGGCCUUGUUCCGCUCCGCUCAAUAUCCACCACGAUCAUAUGUGCUUUGGUCCAGGAGAAGCGGUUUGAUCUUGUCAGCGAAUGGGUGCGGCUCGUCCGCGAAGCUUUCCCUCGGUGCAAACUAGGCUUUGAUCUCGAGGAAGACGCCUGGAAACUCGGACAAGCUUUGAGGACAAUAGGUGCCACAUGUCAGCAGGUUGCAGAGGUUUGCCGCGGAAUUUCGCUGGGUUGCCGUGAUGAUCCCUUCUCUCCAGUCCUGAAGGAUUUUGUGAAAGACAUUGUGAGACACGAUGUCACUGGGAAGUUCCAUACGCUGGCGGAACAUCGUCCAAGUCUGGUUGCUCUCGACACUUAUCUACAGUGGGUACCUUUAAGUCAAGUUAUUGAUGUUGCUUCUCGAAUCUGCACAUCACACAGGCCACCGGUGUCUGGUGGCGACGUUUUCGACUCGGCGCUACAAGACCUUGCUUCUCAGCUAAAUGGGAUCGAAGAACUAAAGUCCAUCUUUGCAGGCGACUUGAACCUAGCUCGGCCAAAAUCAGUUGGUGACUAUCAAUCAGAUGCGUCCUCUCGUGGAAUUUCUUCGGUGCAAGACUCCUGGAGAUCCUCGUCGACGGCAGAAAGCCAAUUGUUGAUCUCAGAGUUGAUUGAGCGGGCCGAAUUGAUUGACAUUGUCUACAUCCAGGACAUGGUCGCAGAGCACUACGAUAUGCAACAGGCGGACGGCUAUGCCGUCAACCACUUGCUACUGGAGCGGCUCCUCGUAAGGCUCGCCUCCAACAGACCCUGGGAUGCACUCAAGCUAGUUGAAACAUUCUAUGCUCGCCACUAUGCACAAUGUCUCUCUGGGAAAGGACUUGGUAACGGGCUCUUUUUGAAGUGGAUGAGCUUGGUGUUGGAAAUUGGCGAUAAUCAUUCGACUUUGGAAGUUCUCUGGGCUAUACUUGACUCGAGCAGCCAGCUCGAAUGGUCAUUUGAAUUUACAGCUCUGGUCGACAUUGUAGGAAGGAGCUUUACUCCUUCCACUACUCCCGAAGAGCCUCGAGAGUUGAACUAUUUGAUGGAGCGGAUUCGAGUACUCAAGAAGACUGUGCGGGAACCAAAAUCAGUCAAUGACGACUUUACAUUUCCCCCAUGGCGUGAUUGGGAGGAAGACUUGAGAGACACCAUCAAUCUGCCAAAGGUGCCGCACUUAGCGGAGGAGGAGGAAAUGCUCGAAGCGCGGUGGUCGUGA